CGCGCAGACGGUGCAGCCGUCAACAUCGGACAGUUCUUCGGAACCGCUCGGUGUCUGUUCGGACCUUUUUAUUCCAUUUAACCCCGCCGCCAUGACACCGUGGUACCAGCGCGUGACGAGGAAAACGCUUUAACGGUCGAGGAGCGGAAGUGAAACACGGAGGGAAGUUGUUGGAAAUUAAAAUCCCUAAAAAAAAAAGUGAUUUUAUUCGGACAAGUUCGGUUGUAAAGUUUAUCCCGGAGCAUCAGAAUCUCGGGGCAUGGACACAAACGUGAAGGAGGGACAACUUUAUGUGCAACACCAAAAGUUUGGCAAGAAAUGGAAGAAGAACUGGUUCGUGCUUUACCCCGCCAGCCAAAAUGGCAUCGCCCGCCUUGAGUUCUUUGACUCCCCUUCGGGCGGGGGCGGGUCCGGCGGAGGCUCUGGAGGCACCUCCAACGAGAAAACCAGGAAGCUGGACAAGAAGAUCAUCCGCCUGUCGGAGUGCAUCUCCAUUCUGCCCACUCUGGCCGAUUCAUAUCCCAAAGAAAACAUGGAGGCGUUUUGUGUGGAGACGAACGACAAGAUGCACGUGUUCGCUGCGGAGAAGAACGCCGCCAAGGAGUGGAUGCACACCAUGUGUGAGAUCGCCUUUCAGGGAGGGAACGGGAGCAGCAGCACUCCUGGACUUCAGGACAUGCAGAUGUCUGAAAAUCUAAUCUACUACUCCAGAGAGGAGGUGAACGAGUUCUGGGUGGCCGUCCAACGCACCGAGGCGUCCGAACGCUGCGGGCUUGCAGGAAGCUACUGGCUGAAAGCAGAAAGCGACGUGCUGAUCUUGAAGGAGCCGAAGACAAAGAGGAAAGUCCUGGUGUGGCCCUACAAGCUGCUGAGGAGAUAUGGGAGGGACCGGGUGAUGUUUUCUUUCGAAGCUGGCCGCCGGUGCGACUCAGGUCCUGGCAACUUCACCUUUGAGACGAAGCAAGGCAACGAGAUCUUCUCGCUGGUGGACCAGGCCAUCCAGUUACAGAAAGAUCUGGAAAAGGACCACCACCUCAGUGGCCCCCAGAGCUAUGACCCCGACUGCCCGUUGUCGCUGCAGCACAUACGGAACGCCGUUCCCGGUGGCGUGACGUCAGGAAGUGGGGACAGUAGCAGCUGCAGCAGUCGGGAGGCGGACGGCGAUUCGGGCGGCAGUAAGCCAGGCUCGGCUGAUGGCGUUCUUGGAAAGAGAGAAGGAGGUGAUGGAGGAGGAGGAGGUGGUGGAAAGGGGCAAGGAGGAGGAGCAGGACUCAAAGGGCGGAGCUUACCAGAACCUCCAGGGAUGUUGGGGGUUUUGGGAGGAGGUGGGACACCUCCACGGUCUCCUAGGGGGAAAGGUAUGUCCUCGCCUGAUGAAAAUGCUGGUCUUUACUCUGAGCCAGUAGACUCGGUCCGCAUGCCCGCGCAUGGUUCUGAUAGCCUUUAUUCUGACCCAGUGGACAUCAUUAAAGUUCAGAACCAAACCUCCAACCCAUGCACACCCCCAGUGCCAACCCCACGCAAUCGACCAACAGGAGACGAUGUGUCCGGAUGCAGUGUCCCAGGCGAUCAUCAUCCUGGAUUAAGCAACCCCAAGAAGGUACCGGACCUAUACUCACAUGUGUAUGACCAGAUCGGCCAGGACCUGAACCAGAAAACGAGUGCCCUGAACCUGAACGGAGGUGUGGGGGGAGGAAGAGGAAAAAAUAACAACAGAUGCACAGGAGGUAAAGCAGAAGGGUCUUCAUCACCUCCUGGCUCGUCUUUGGAUCACAUCUAUGAUGAACCAGAGGGCUGCGCCAAAGGAAGCUUCGUGCAGGGUCAUUUAGGGAUGACUGUUUACGAUGAGGCCCGUUUGGAACCUCCCAUCCAGAGGAGACAGGAAGAGACCGGGGGCCCAACAGGACCGGAGGAGACCUACAGCACCUCCUCCAAGGGGAAGCCGUCAGAGCCCCAAAGACAAUCUCCAAAGCAAAUGGGCCCAAAUCGUGGCACACCACAACUUCCAGCACCACGAUGGGCCAAACCUGCCACCGCUCCCAAACCAAACAAGGGUCUUUUUGCGAAGAAAGAACCGGUACCCCCACCCCCUGGAAAACAGGGGAGUAAUGUGAACAACAACAACAAUGUGUGGAGCGCUGGAGGAAGCGGGAAGGAAGUGUACAGCAUAGUGUCUAAACAGAAGCCUCCGCCUGCUCAUUCGUGGUACAAACAGAACCGCAAGGCGCCGCUGAGGUCACCUGAUAUCAUCUAUGACAACUUGGGAGACAUUUGACUUUCUUCUUGGACUCAAAACUGUUUGUUCUCUUUCUCAAAAACAAGCUGAGGAGAAAGCUCUCAGUCAGCAGGAGAUUCGUUAGCGCCAUCGGUGGACUGCAAAAACUUUCUGAGCUGCUUGGUUUGUUCAGAGCUAACCAGCUCUAAACUAUGAGGAAAAACCACAUUAUGGCCGCAUUUUGAAGCAGCUGGGGCAACCACUGUUGGGCCACCCUGCAUGUGCAGUGUAGAGAGGGAAAGUGUUUGCACGGUCAAACCCAUAAUUGGUUACCGAGCCACAGUGUGGCCGAAGCUUUACUCAACCACACAGAAAUCCAAGGGAUGGCUUCACUUUAACAAGCUGAGAGAGCGGCUCCUCUUUUCUGGGCUUGGAGUCCUGUUUUGCACUGUCAUUCAGCUGUAAAAUGUGAAAUAGAGAACGAUGGCCAGGAGUCACUGUUUGACCGGACCGGAGUGCGUUGGUGACCAGGACUUUGCCAAAAGGGGAGGAUCUUUUACAGUUUUUUGUUUUG
Molecule: messenger RNA, 2789 nt
Organism: Nematolebias whitei (Rio pearlfish)
Lineage: Eukaryota; Metazoa; Chordata; Actinopteri; Cyprinodontiformes; Rivulidae
Gene: dok1b
Product: docking protein 1b
Exons: 5
Coding region: 260-2275 (671 amino acids)
Biological process (GO): positive regulation of MAPK cascade; cell surface receptor protein tyrosine kinase signaling pathway
Cellular component (GO): cytoplasm
Source: RefSeq, a predicted model, not a curated record